This is a messenger RNA of Zea mays, 1798 nucleotides long. Its product is annotated as NAC domain-containing protein 83. Lineage: Eukaryota; Viridiplantae; Streptophyta; Magnoliopsida; Poales; Poaceae. Gene Ontology annotation, biological process: regulation of DNA-templated transcription. Bases 477 to 1256 code for a protein of 259 amino acids. Gene Ontology annotation, molecular function: DNA binding. The transcript is spliced from 2 exons. The record is from RefSeq and is a predicted model, not a curated record.
CGGAGGGGCACCCACCACCUCCACCACCCCGCUUCCUCCUCCUCCUUCCGUCUAGGCCCGGUUGAGUCUCCCUCACGCCACUGCAACUGCGACCCUCCCACACUCCACUCUCCUCGCCUUCCUUCCUCCUCGUCGCCGUCUCCUACUAUAAAUCGAUCCCCGUCGUCUCCCUCCUCCUCCCCCCUCGACCACGCACGCAAAUGAAAGCGCUCCCCUCGAUUGGGCGGCACGUAACCCACCACCACCAAUACCCGGACCCAUCAAGCAAGCGCUGCGUCGUCCCCUGCAAAGACCGCGCAUUCCGUGCGUGCCGUGUCCACGCGCGCGCGCGCGCGGUGGCGUUAAGUUGUCGAGCGCCAGAGGAGGAGCGCCACUAGUCGUCGGUCGAUUUGACCCAGGCGAGGAGGCGUAGGCGUAGGCGUAGGCGCGUAGGGGAGUCUAGCUAGCUACUGGUGUUGGGUCGCUAGCUUCCGACGAUGGAGGUGAAGAAGGAGGGCGCGAAGGCGACGCUGCCGCCGGGGUUCAGGUUCCGGCCGACGGACGAGGAGCUGAUCGUGCACUACCUGCGGCGGCGCGCGCUGGCCUCGCCGCUGCCGGCCGCCGUCGACAUCCCGGACGUCCGCAUCCUGGCGCACGACCCGUCCGACCUGCUGCCCCCAGGGUUCGGCGAGCAGGAGCGCUACUUCUUCACGUGCAAGGAGGCCAAGUACGUGAAGGGCCGGCGCGCGAACCGCGCCACGGGGGCCGGGUACUGGAAGGCGACGGGCAAGGAGAAGCCGGUGGCCGUGGCGGUCCGGGGCGUGCAGGGGCAGGGCCAGGGCCAGGGCGUGCUGGUGGGCAUGAAGCGCUCGCUGGUGUUCUACCGCGGGAAGCCGCCGACGGGGAGCAAGACGGAGUGGGUGAUGCACGAGUACCGGCUGGCGGGCGCCGGGCUCGCGCCGUGCCGCCGCCGCCACGCCGACGCCGACGGAGACGGCGUGGCGCGGGCGCCGGCCGAGGGCUGGGUGCUGUGCCGCGUGUUCCGGAAGAAGGGCUCCGCCGCCGUCGCGAGGCGGCCCGGCGACCGCAGCGACGGCGAGGGCGACGAGAGCGCGGGCGGCGGUGGAGGAUGCGGCGGGCGCGGGUUCAUCGACUUCUUCGCGCGCGCGGACGCCGCCGGGCGAAGGCGCCGCGCUCCGUCGCCCGCCGUGUCGAGCCGGUGGCUUGCGGACGCGUCGCCCCAGCCGGAGCAGGAGGCCACCAGCAGAGGCCCGUGACGAGACAAGGGCCGGCCGGCUGGCUGGCGUGAAGCGAUCAAGCAAGGUAGAGAGAGAGAGAGAGGGAAGCUUUUGUUGCAUUGGCAGUACCUAAUGAGGGGAGGGUCCAGUACAGUAGGUAGGAGCAAAGUGAAUUCGUUUUAGCAACGUGAGAGAGAGAGGCCCGAUAGUCAGUGCAGUAUCAGUUGUUGAGCGUAGAUGGUGAAACUAAUGUAGCAGCUCAGUUGUACUCCUCCCAACCACCUGAUGAAUCCUACACAAUUGUAGAGUGUGGCUGCAGCAAAUCCCGGCCAUGGCACCGGAGCUCCUCCAGGAACGCAAGUCCACCAGCUGCUGCUGCUGCUUGCCAUGGCGGUGGCGGAUUGCUAGUGCUAAUGUUCCACAGGCUGUUGAUUGCUGAGAAGCAAGUGGCGGGGGUGGUGGCGGGCAGCAGACGGAAGAUGGCGGGUGUCUGAUACUGGUGGUGGUGGUAGUAGUCGUGCGUAAUCUGUUGCCUGGACUUGGACUUGGUUUCUUUAAUGCAAUUAUGAUGAUGAAGUGAA